UUUAGGACCAAGAUUACGCGUCUAGAACAAGACAGGCAGGCAUGUUCUGUCUGACAUUCACAAAUUUUCAAAUAUUUUUUAAAUCAUUAUUUACUUCUUUAAUCCAAAUCCAAUACUACCUUCUUCUUUUUAAUCUCUUCGUUGAUCCUUCCUUUUACGUGGUUAAAUCUCAUAAACGCGUAUAAUUAAUUCCUGUCGUCAAAUCUCGUUAGAUUUUCCUUAAAUUUCUCUGAUUCUCUCUCUUAGAUUGUGUCUGAAUCUGGACAAGAUCCGUGUGUCGAAAACCAGAAGAAGACGAUGAUAGAGAGAUGCUUAGGAACGCAGCGUUUAAGGAGAUUACAGAGAGUCUGGCGUCAAGGAAAGGUGACGCUUCUCUGCCUCGUUCUCACCGUCGUCGUCCUACGUGGCACAAUCGGAGCAGGUAAGUUCGGUACGCCGGAGCAAGACAUCGAGGAGAUCCGCGAGCAUUUCUUCUACUCCCGCAAACGCGCCGAGACUCACCGCGUCCUCGUCGAGGUCUCCUCCAAAACGACGUCGACUAAAGACGGAGCUGGAGAUAGCAACAACAACUACGAGAACUUCGAUUUCAAGAAGAUAUUCGUCGACGAAGAGAAAGCUUUAGACCGGAGUAAACCGUAUUCUCUCGGUCCGAAGAUCUCUGAUUGGGACGAACAGAGGAUUGAUUGGCUGAAACAAAACCCUAGCUUCCCGAACUUCGUGGCGGCGAACAAGCCUAGGGUUCUUCUCGUCACAGGCUCAGCUCCCAAGCCGUGCGAGAAUCCCGUGGGAGACCAUUACCUCUUGAAAUCGAUCAAGAACAAGAUCGAUUACUGUCGGAUCCACGGGAUCGAGAUCUUCUACAACAUGGCCUUGCUCGACGCGGAGAUGGCUGGGUUCUGGGCUAAGCUUCCGUUGAUUCGGAAGUUGCUAUUGUCUCAUCCCGAGAUCGAGUUUCUAUGGUGGAUGGACAGUGACGCGAUGUUCACGGACAUGGUGUUCGAGCUUCCGUGGGAGAGGUACGAGGAUUACAACCUCGUGAUGCACGGCUGGAAGGAGAUGGUUUACGAUCAGAAGAAUUGGAUUGGUUUAAACACCGGAAGCUUCUUGAUUAGGAACUCGCAGUGGGCCCUUGAUCUCCUCGACGCUUGGGCUCCCAUGGGCCCUAAAGGGAGGAUCCGAGAAGAAGCGGGUAAAGUCUUGACCCGGGAACUUAAAGACCGGCCCGCGUUCGAAGCGGACGAUCAGUCGGCGAUGGUUUAUCUUUUGGCGACGGAGAGAGAGAAAUGGGGAGGGAAAGUGUAUCUUGAGAGUGGCUAUUACUUGCACGGUUACUGGGGGAUUUUGGUGGACCGGUACGAGGAGAUGAUUGAGAAUCAUAAACCGGGUUUUGGAGACCAUCGGUGGCCGCUCGUGACUCAUUUCGUGGGGUGCAAACCGUGCGGGAAGUUUGGGGAUUAUCCGGUUGAGAGGUGUCUCCGGCAGAUGGAUAGAGCGUUUAAUUUUGGAGACGAUCAGAUCCUUCAGAUGUAUGGGUUCACGCAUAAGUCGCUAGGGAGUCGGAGCGUGAAGCCAACGCGCAGCCAGACGGACAGGCCGGUUGAUGCUAAAGACGAGUUUGGGCUGCUUCAUCCGCCGUUUAAAGCGGGCAAGCUCGCGACGUCGACGUGAGGAAGAGUGUUGUUUUCUUUAGGACACACAUUAAUGUGUCAUUCCUUUCUUUAUUCGUUUGUAGUUUCCUUAAUUAAGUUAUACUACUAUGAUCUCCCAUUUACGAUGGAGUCGUGUAUGAAAGAGUAUCUAGUGAUUUUCUUGUACAUAAUCAAUUUAAAGAUUUACUUAUCA
Brassica napus (rape) is the source of this 1842-nucleotide messenger RNA. RefSeq names its product xyloglucan 6-xylosyltransferase 1-like. Lineage: Eukaryota; Viridiplantae; Streptophyta; Magnoliopsida; Brassicales; Brassicaceae. The coding region runs from base 298 to 1668 and encodes 456 amino acids. Gene Ontology annotation, biological process: xyloglucan biosynthetic process. Gene Ontology annotation, molecular function: xyloglucan 6-xylosyltransferase activity; UDP-xylosyltransferase activity; hexosyltransferase activity. Gene Ontology annotation, cellular component: membrane; trans-Golgi network; endosome. The record is from RefSeq and is a predicted model, not a curated record. The transcript has a single exon.